Symbiodinium pilosum is the source of this 306-nucleotide messenger RNA. NCBI's taxonomy places the organism in Eukaryota, Dinophyceae, Suessiales, Symbiodiniaceae. The record is from the annotation of a GenBank genome assembly.
AUGCGAAUUCAUGCCUUCUUGUAUUCCUGGACGUUUUUUCUUCAGGUGCUGCUCGAUGACAACCGUACCCGACUGGCAGAAGCCCGUCUGGAUUCAGACAUAACUCACCUCGUGCUGCAUGUGCCGCAUGCGCAGCAUCCCGUGGCCCUGAAGUACAUCGACAGCAUAUGCCCCCCAACCUCGACCUGGCCGACGCCGACCUUCGGGGAGGAUGCAGCCUUGCAGAGCCGGGCCACGCUGACGAUGAGGGGCGGGCAAUUCCUGACCUUUGUCUUCGACAGCCCGCGAGUUCUCAGACUGCAUUAG